Molecule: messenger RNA, 723 nt
Organism: Mesorhabditis spiculigera
Lineage: Eukaryota; Metazoa; Nematoda; Chromadorea; Rhabditida; Rhabditidae
Source: the annotation of a GenBank genome assembly
AUGUGGUCCCCUCUCUACAUCCCCGACGACCCGUUCAUCUCGGACCCAUCCUCCUCCAACUCAUCGGUCACCUACGAGAUCGAACUCCCCGAGGAAGGCCUCCUCGAGACGAUCAUCUACCGGAAUGGCCCUUACGGCUACUAUCAGGAUCGCCAUCUAUCCCCCCUUCAUUCCCAUCCCGAUCCCCCAACCCCACUCCAAUUCCACAUCCCCACUUUCCAACCCAACAGCCCAGAUUCCGGGUAUUUCGAGUCGAACGACUCGCACUCGUUCCCCAGCCCGGAAGGGUUCUCCGAUCUGAAAUUCGAUGCCCCGGCGUCUCUGCCCGAAAUGGUCCCUGAACCCAUUCCACUCGAAGAUCAGCUACCAGAGCCUGUACUCCCCGCCCCGGUCGCUCCUGUAGAUCCAGCGCUCAAGGCCGACUUCGUGAUCAUCCCCCGAACGAGAAAGCGCAGGAAUUACACCCACACCCUGGCCACCGUUAUCCCGCCCCGCGAGCUGAAGCGGGACGGGGUGCAGAGCCCCGGCUCGACGUCAUCAAGGGGUUCAAGCUCUUCCUCUUCGGCGACCUUGUCGAGCUCGUCGGGCGGAUCAUCGGGUACGAGCCCCGCGCAGACGCCGAGCCCGCCGGAGCCGCUGUGGGACCCGGAGUGCGAUCUGUUGCUGCUCCCCUCGCCGGACAGGCUGACCAGCAUGAUACAGGGGCUGGCGGACAAGCAGUUU